CUCCUGCGAGCUCUCGAGCUCUCUUCGAGCAUUGCCUUGAUCGAUCGCGCGAUUUCGCAUGGCCUCACAAUUUAGGGUUUGGUGAGAGCCAUGGAAAUGUAGACUACGAAGCCAAAUGCAUUCUCAAUCAAUUGAUCUCAAACCCUAACUGAUCUCUAUACGCUCUUCUGUAUCGAACGAUUCAGUCUGGCAGAUCACUAGACAAGUCGAUUUCAACGCUUCAGAUGGAGCUGGCUGCUACUCGAAGUUCUGAAGAGAUGUGAAGAUCUGAUGAGUUCACUCACAUCUCUGAAUUGACUCAUGAGGGCUUGCCAAGGAAGAAGGCUUUCAUAGUUAUUGGAAUUAAUACUGCUUUUAGUAGUAGGAAGAGGCGCGAUUCGGUCAGACAAACUUGGAUGGCUCAAGGAGAGAGACUUCUUCAAUUGGAACAAGAGAAGGGAAUUAACGUCCAGUUCAUGAUCGGCCAUAGGAAUUUGAAGAACUAUCAAUUGACUGGUCCUAUCCCUUCAACAUUAACACAGAUUCCCAACCUCAAAACUCUGGACCUUGCUCGUAACCAGCUUAUUGGUGAGAUACCGAGGUUAAUCUAUUGGAAUGAAGUAUUACAAUAUCUGUCAUGCUAUGUGGCUAGCAAUCAUUGUGGAUGAAUCUCUUAUUGUCAAUCUUAAAGGUCUAAACAGAAAUUCAGGAGUAAAAUCAGUUCCAGUGCAAUUUUUUGGUACCCAUGAUUUUGCAAGGAUUAAUAUGAAACAAGUUAUCUCAUUUCUUAGAGGACUUCUCUCUUCUUUCCAUCUGAAAUGCAAGAAAUCGCAUUUUGUACAAAGCUUGGAAGAAGCAAAAAUGUAUCUCAGUGAACAGAAGCUUCCAAAAAGAAUGUUAAAGAUGCAAAAUGCUGUUGAAGCUGAUGAUUGUGAGAGUGGAAGUCGAGAGGAUGAAAAGGGUGCUGAUUCAGGUGAAGAUUGCAGAGGAGACGAAAGGAUACAUAGCAAGCUAGAGGGCACCAAAACUUGCCCAUUUGAGAUAGGGGAUUUACAAAUGAUAAGUCUUGGAAAGAUUGUGAAGGACUCAGAGUAUUUUCAGGAUGGGAGAUUUAUCUGGCCUGAAGGAUAUACUGCUGUGAGGAAGUUUCCUUCAAUAGCAGAUCCAAGUGUAUAUACCUUGUACAAGAUGGAAGUCCUGAAAUGCAAUGAUGCGGGCCCAAAGACUCGGCCUUUAUUUAGAGUUACGCUGGAUAAUGGAAAGCAGGGGCAAAAUGGCUUCUUGUUGUGUUAUCUGCAGCAAGUGAAGAUGGUGAUGAUGAUGAUAAUUCGGUGACAGAGACUUGAGAUGCCGACACCAUGGUGUCUGAUAAACAAGAAAGCUGAUUGUUACAGCUAAGUGAUAAGUGUUGCAUUGCCAACAGUCGUGAAGGAUGGUGAUCAUAAUCAUCUCUGGGCACUAUUGGAUCCCAAAACUUGUACUUGGACAGUUCUUUCAUAGUGUAGAUCAUGCGAUUUAAAACUCAGGAUAAAUGCAUAAUCAGAUGGGAAAAGUUUGCCAUCUUUCAUAGUGUAGAUCAUGUUGAUAAAUGAAUCUUAUGAUUUGGAUA
Molecule: messenger RNA, 1588 nt
Organism: Camellia sinensis
Lineage: Eukaryota; Viridiplantae; Streptophyta; Magnoliopsida; Ericales; Theaceae
Source: RefSeq, a predicted model, not a curated record